This is a messenger RNA of Rangifer tarandus platyrhynchus (Svalbard reindeer), 3315 nucleotides long. The record is from the annotation of a GenBank genome assembly. NCBI's taxonomy places the organism in Eukaryota, Metazoa, Chordata, Mammalia, Artiodactyla, Cervidae.
AUGACACAAAGCCUACAAAAAAAGCUUAGCAGCUCACUAGAGUAUCACAGAGUGUCCCUGCACACCACACAACGAUACAAACACUGGACUACCCUGGCCCACCCCUGCUUUCUUCUACAUCACUGCUUCCCUGGUGUCAGCGUGAGAGCAGAACAAAGGCAGGAGAUGGAUGCAGAGGCUGAAGACAAAACGCUUCGUACCCGUGCGAAAGGAGCCAAGGCACCAAUGGAUUCUCUAAUCCAGGAGCUGAGCGCUGCACACGAUUGCACCACAGCCAAGAAGAGGAGAGCCGGGGAGCAGGCUUUGGGGGUCCCGGUCAACAAAAGAAAGUCCCUGCUCAUGAAGCCCCGACACUACAGCCCCAGCGUGGACUGUGAGGAGGGGCGUGCAGACCAGACAGAGGCGGAGGGGCCGGAUGAUUGCCUGCAAACCAACCAUCACCCCAGCACAGAAAUCAUGAUAAAACCCAUGGAAGAGAAGUUUCACUCAACCGCACAAGAAAACUCAGAUGGGAAGGAAGACAGAUACGGCUGUUAUCAGGAACUCGUGGUCAAAUCCCUAAUGCACUUGGGGACCCUGGAAAAAAGUGCAUCUGUUCAGACUGUAAGUGAAAAUUUAAACGACAGCGGCAUCCAGUCUCUAAAAGCAGAGGGGGACGAAGUGGACGAGUGCUUUAUGGUUCCUUCCGACGAUGGAAAAGACAAGGCCGACAACUCCCAGCUGCGGUUCUCGCCCUCCUCUGACAGCGACAGUAACUCUGAAAGUGCGGAGAAUGGCUGGGACAGUGGCUCCAACUUCUCAGAAGAAACCAAACCUCCAAGGGCCCCAAAGUAUGUUUUAGUGGAUGAUAGGAAAGACCUACUGGAAGUUCCCGAAAUAAAAACUGAAGGCAACAAGUUUAUCUCCUGCAAAAAUGCGUGUGAUUCAGAAACAGAAAGGAAAGACCCUCAGAACACCCCACUGGACCCAUCAGAUGGCCCAGCCCAGCCCUCCUUUCCAGGGAGUGAGGACCGUGGUCAUGGUCGUGGGUGUCCGGCCGCUGGGACGGAGGAGGCCACUGCCCUGGAGAAAGCCAAGGGGAACCUGAGUCUGCUGGAGCAGGCGAUCGCCCUGCAGGCUGAGCGAGGUUGCGUCUUCCACAACACCUACAAAGAGCUGGACCGCUUUCUGCUGGAGCAUCUCUCAGGGGAGAGGAGGCAAACCAAAGUCAUCGACAUGGGUGGAAGACAAGUCUUUCCCAAUAAACACUCGCCGAGGCCUGAGAAGAGAGAGACCAAGUGCCCCAUCCCCGGAUGCGACGGCACGGGGCAUGUGACAGGACUGUACCCCCACCACCGCAGCCUCUCGGGGUGCCCCCACAAAGUGCGGGUCCCCCUGGAGAUUCUUGCCAUGCAUGAAAAUGUGCUCAAGUGCCCCACCCCGGGAUGCACGGGACGAGGGCACGUGAACAGCAACCGCAACACGCAUAGGAGUCUUUCUGGUUGUCCAAUUGCUGCAGCUGAAAAACUGGCAAUGUCCCAGGACAAAAGUCAGCUUGAUUCUCCCAAAACUGGACAGUGUCCUGAGCAGGGUCACAGGACGAGCUUGGUGAAGCAAAUCGAAUUCAACUUCCGAUCACAAGCCAUCACCUCUCCCAGAGCCACGGUGUCAAAAGAGCAAGAGAAGUUUGGAAAAGUACCCUUUGAUUACGCCAGUUUCGAUGCCCAGGUUUUUGGUAAACGCCCCCUUGUACAAACAGGUCGGAAAACACCACCAUUUCCUGAAUCAAAGCAUUUUUCCAGUCCAGGGAAAUUUCCCCCCCGGCUGCCGAGUGCAGGCGCCCACACACAGAGCCCAGGGCGUGCCAGCUCCUACGGCUCCGGCCAGCGCAGUGAAGACACCCACAUUGCAGCAGCUGCGGCCAUCCUGAACCUGUCCACCCGCUGCCGGGAAGCUGCCGACAUCCUCGCCAACAGACAGCAGGGUCUGCACGCCAAGGGGGCCGAGAUAGAAGUGGAUGAGAAUGGCACAUUGGACUUAAGCAUGAAAAAAGCUCGCAUCCUGGACAAAGCCGCACCCCUAACUUCCACUAACCCUUCUGUUCCAACCGCUUCCUCUUCCCCGUUCAAAACCAGCAGCCUUCUGGUCAAUGCCGCCUUCUACCAGGCCCUGUGUGACCACGAGGGCUGGGACGCGCCCAUCAACUAUAGCAAAGCCCACGGGAAGACGGAGGAGGAGAAAGAGAAAGACCCAGUGAGCUCUCUAGAAAAUUUAGAGGAAAAGAAGUUCUCCGGAGAGGCCUCUAUACCAAGCCCUAAACCCAAGCUCCACACCAGAGAUCUCAAGAAAGAACUCAUCACCUGUCCGACACCAGGAUGCGAUGGGAGUGGUCACGUCACGGGCAACUACGCAUCUCACCGCAGUGUUUCUGGAUGUCCCCUGGCGGAUAAGACCCUGAAAUCCCUCAUGGCAGCCAACUCUCAGGAGCUCAAGUGUCCUACCCCAGGCUGUGACGGUUCAGGGCACGUGACCGGAAACUAUGCCUCCCACCGCAGCCUAUCCGGCUGCCCUCGGGCCAGGAAAGGUGGUGUCAAGGUGACCCCUACGAAGGAAGAAAAGGAAGACCCUGAACUCAAAUGCCCUGUGAUUGGGUGUGACGGCCAAGGUCAUAUAUCAGGUAAAUACACAUCCCACCGCACAGCAUCUGGAUGUCCCCUGGCUGCCAAGAGACAGAAGGAGAACCCACUCAAUGGGGCACCCCUCUCCUGGAAACUGAACAAACAGGAACUUCCUCACUGCCCCCUGCCAGGCUGCAAUGGGCUGGGCCAUGUCAACAACGUGUUCGUCACCCACAGGAGCUUGUCCGGAUGUCCUCUCAAUGCACAAGCCAUCAAGAAGGGCAAGGUCUCCGAAGAACUAAUGACCAUCAAGGUCAAAGCAUCUGGAGGUAUAGAGAGUGAUGAAGAAAUUAGGCAUUUGGAUGAAGAAAUAAAGGAACUCAACGAGUCCAACCUUAAAAUUGAAGCUGAUAUGAUGAAACUCCAGACACAGAUCACGUCCAUGGAGAGCAACUUAAAGACCAUCGAGGAGGAGAACAAGCUGAUAGAACAGAACAACGAGAGCCUGCUGAAGGAGCUGGCGGGGCUCAGCCAGGCCCUCAUCUCCAGCCUUGCUGACAUCCAGCUCCCACAGAUGGGGCCCAUCAGCGAGCAGAAUUUCGAGGCGUAUGUCAACACGCUCACAGACAUGUACAGCAACCUGGAGCGGGACUCCUCGCCGGAAUGCAAAGCUCUGCUGGAGAGCAUCAGGCAGGCGGUCAAGGGCAUCCACGUGUAG